AACUGCCGGCGAGCGCGUGGUCCGAAUCCUGUUGCCUGCCCUCCCCUCCCCUCCCCCCCUACAGCUCCUUCACCGUCGCGCGCUGGUCCCUCUUGGCUCGCGAUGGUGGGGAAAAUAGUAAGGCGGAGGAGGCUCCACCAGCCCGCGCCGAAGCCGUCACAGCCGCAGCAGAGUGGGGGCGAGGAGGUGCUUUCGGCGGCCGCGCUAACCUUCAGCGCUAACCCCGGAAAGGGUAAGGGAGUUCUAACAUCAGACAUUUUUUCUGGGGUGAAUAUUGAUCCAAAAAUUCUAGUGAAGAAGUUGGACACUGAUUCAAAGAAUCCUGUUUCAGUCAUAAAAGAUGAACAUGAAAAAGUAAUGUCUAAGAAAGAAAAAAUGAAGAUGCGUAAGGAGAGAUGGCUGCAAAAAAUUGAGAGCAUUAAGUUGGCAAAGCAGCAGCACAAAGCAGAGGCAAAGCGGAAAGCUACUCCAGUUGUUGGAGAUAUGCAUCAAUUGCUGGAUGCCCUGCCUGAGCUUUCAGAUCUGGUGACAGUAAGCAAGUUCUGCAAACAGCGUAAUAAAAUGCAGAAGAAGAAGAAAGUGUUGACAAAUUUCAACCAGAUGAAAUCAGCCGAGAAACGCAAGGUCUUGGAAGAGGAAGUGGCACAGUUUCACAAGACAAUAUCAGACCCUUUGUUCAAAGACAACCCUCUAUCAAUCAUUAGUCAGCAUCUUUCCAAAAGACUAAAACAGGAGAAAGAGGAAGAACCACUUUAAUAUAAUGAUUGAGGAUGUUUGAAAACUCCAGCAACUGACUCAAUCAUGGCUUUAUCUGUACAGUAGUUUAAUGUAAUCUUCAGAAACCAGACCCAGUAACUUGGUUUGCUGAGCCCAGAAAUAAAGUGUUCAACUUCAAUUUAUGCACUAUGGGUACCAGUUACAACUCUGGAUUUGGAGACUGGUGGAACUCUGUAGAUGUGAGACUUUCUAAUUCCCCAAAUUUACCCUAAUUAUAGUUUUGGUCUUUUUGUUUCCCUCUGUAUAGCUUCUGUAAUGUAUGUAUGAUUCUCCAACUUUCUACUUCCGAGUAAUGUAAAUUUUUUUGUUUCUUUCUGUGAGCAGUUAAAUGGCUGCCUUUAGAGAAUUGUUUUGGUAAAUGAAAUGUGAUUAAUAAAAUACCUAGUGCUUUG
Messenger RNA from Pseudonaja textilis, 1169 nucleotides. RefSeq names its product SLX9 ribosome biogenesis factor (gene SLX9). Gene Ontology annotation, cellular component: preribosome, small subunit precursor; 90S preribosome; nucleolus. NCBI's taxonomy places the organism in Eukaryota, Metazoa, Chordata, Lepidosauria, Squamata, Elapidae. The record is from RefSeq and is a predicted model, not a curated record. Gene Ontology annotation, biological process: maturation of SSU-rRNA from tricistronic rRNA transcript (SSU-rRNA, 5.8S rRNA, LSU-rRNA).